UGUUUGGAGGCUAAAAUGGGAAAGGGAAAGGGAAAGGGAAAGAAAACUAGGGUUUCUCAUGAAGAAGAAGAAGAAGAAGAAAUAAAUCACGAGAAUCUGAAUGAAUCUUCGACCAAUGAGAAGAGCCUUUACGAGGUUCUUGGUGUUGAAAGGUCAGCAUCUGAAAAGGAAAUAAAGAAAGCAUAUUAUAAGUUAGCCUUGCAACUCCAUCCUGAUAAAAAUCCUGGGGAUGAGGAAGCAAAGGAGAAAUUUCAACAAUUGCAAAAGGUCAUAUCAAUUCUUGGCGAUGACGAGAAAAGGGCGCUUUAUGAUCAGACUGGUUGUGUUGAUGACGCUGAUCUUGCAGGUGAUGUUGUUCAAAAUUUGAAAGAAUUUUUCGGAGCUAUUUACAAAAAGGUUACUGAGGCUGAUAUUGAAGAGUUUGAAGCAAACUAUAGGGGAUCCGAUUCAGAAAAGAAGGAUUUGAUUGAUCUGUAUAAGAAGUACAAGGGGCAUAUGAACAGGCUCUUCUGUUCAAUGCUCUGUUCGGAUCCUAAACUUGAUUCACAUCGUUUCAAGGAUAUUCUUGAUGAGGCACUAGGUGCAGGAGAACUGAAAGCUACUAAAGCUUACCAAAAAUGGGCUACAAAAGUAUCUGAAACUAAACCACCAACCAGUCCUCUGAAAAGGAGGGGGAAAGCAAACAAGCAAUCUGAGUCAGAUCUAGUUGCAAUUAUAUCUCAACGCCGAACUGAGAGGAAAGACCGGUUUGAUUCCAUGUUCUCAUCAUUGGUGUCUAAGUAUGGUGGUGUUAGUGCAAAUUCAGAACCCACUGAUGAAGAAUUUGAGGCUGCACAGAAGAAACUCGAUAAUCGAAGGGCCUCCAAAAAAUCAAAGCGGAAGUAACUUUGCUUCAACAACAUUUGCUUAUGGUUGAUUAUGUACAAAUUUUGAUUCUGCAGCAUUCGGCAUAUUUCUUUGUUCUAUUCUGUAAGCCUGGCUUCUAACUGAAUUCAAGCUAGACUGCCAUAUCUUGUUUAUUUAAUUAUAUAUCCCAAAAAAAAAAAAAAAAAAUUGUUCCCCAAGUAAACAUAUGAAAAAUUUCAGUUGUCUAUUUUUAAGCUUUGCGUCAUAGAACAUUUUAGGGACUUAAAGUUCAGUCAUAUCUAGGGAUGAAUUUCUGCAUUACAGUUAAGAAUAUCUUUAAGGUGA
Molecule: messenger RNA, 1191 nt
Organism: Pistacia vera
Lineage: Eukaryota; Viridiplantae; Streptophyta; Magnoliopsida; Sapindales; Anacardiaceae
Product: chaperone protein dnaJ 6-like
Exons: 8
Coding region: 16-885 (289 amino acids)
Source: RefSeq, a predicted model, not a curated record